Molecule: messenger RNA, 846 nt
Organism: Prunus armeniaca (apricot)
Lineage: Eukaryota; Viridiplantae; Streptophyta; Magnoliopsida; Rosales; Rosaceae
Source: the annotation of a GenBank genome assembly
AUGACUGACGAGGCAGCGGUCGAGGAGGAGGUGGCUGCCGGAGAGCCUGGCGCUGAGGAGGCAGCUGCCGCCGAGGCGAUGAUCAAGGUGGCCGCUGCCGAGGUGGUGGUCGAGGAAGAGGCCACUGCCGAAGUGACGGAAGCACUGGAUGCCGAGGCAGCAUCCACAGAGGCGCCAGCCGCUGAGGAGGCCGCCGAGGACAUCUCAGACGAUGAGGUCUCCGCCAUGGGAUUGCCGCAGGCUGCCUCGGUGGAAGUCUCUUCGGCCGCCUCUGCCGAGUGUACCUUGGUCGUUACCGCGCCUACCAAGCCGCCGCCGUCUGCCCCUCUUCGCCCGAGAGGCAUUGUGUUUCGCUCGCCUCCUCGGUCAUCGUUGCCGUUAUCCACGAUUGCUGUGAGUUUGGCCCCAGCAUCGUUGUCCCAGGAUUCGACGGUAGUGACCGAGCUUGCAGUGGUUGAGGCUGCAGCCACUGGUGCGCCGAGCCUACAGCCUGUCUCUUCGGCGGCCCUGACCGAGCUUGUGGUCGUAGACGUUCCUGGCGCUCCGUCCGCCGUUGAGAUGACCUCGGCCGAGGCUUUCCUGGAGUUCAGGUCGUGUUUGGACACGGCCAUGGCUAUGGGUCUGCUGGACUCGGCUCAACUGGAUGAGCUACAGGCACGUCUGGCCAAGGGUGAGGAGAUGAUCGGCCGAUAUGUUGAGGUCCACAUGAGGAUGACCGAGGAGUGCUCGCUCGAGCAAGAGCUGCUGGCGAAAAAAGAGCUAGUCCAGCCUACCAUGGCCAGCCUGAAGGAAAAUGACCUCGUUGUCCAGAGAGAGAACGAGGAACUUACACAAGUUGAGGCUUAG